Molecule: messenger RNA, 1623 nt
Organism: Closterium sp. NIES-65
Lineage: Eukaryota; Viridiplantae; Streptophyta; Zygnematophyceae; Desmidiales; Closteriaceae
Source: the annotation of a GenBank genome assembly
AUGUUCCGCGUGUCGCCGAAACCGCCAGCCGACCAAUGCCAAUCUCAAGCAACAGUUACAUCGUCAUCGCAGCUAUUCGUCAAGGGUUCGCCGAAGUCGUUAGGCCGAACCGCUGUCGCAAGCUGCGUAUCCCUUCCCCGUCUCUUCGCUCUUCUCGUCCUUCUAGGGUGCGCCGGAUUGUGGCCGGCUUUUCUCCGCACCGCCGCGAAUCACGCCGACGAUAGUGGCGCUAACAGCGGGGAUACCGGCUCAGAGUCGUCGGAUAGUCUAGGCACGCCAAGCGGCUUCUUCAGCGUGUUUGGCGGACCGUCCGCGAUUCGCGGCGGGUUCUCCGCACGGCAGCUGAUGGAGAUGACGUCAGAAGGCGUUUUAAGGGGCGGAGGGCGCCGCAAGGGGGGGAACAUGCUGACGUUGCGCGAUGACGAGACUACAGGGGAAGGGCAAACGGAGAACAGGGAAGGGGGAAGGCAAGAGGGGGAGGGGGGAAGAGAGGAGGGAACGGAAGAAUCAGCGAGGGGGAAGGGGGAAGCGGAAGGGGAGCAUGCGGAAGAGGCGGAGGAGCGCGCGAACCGCGCUAGCCCGUCUAUGACGCCAGGCACAGCGCUCCACACGGUAGUCCGCGCGCGGGGGCGCGGGGCGGGCGAGGGUGUUGCGGCGCCUGGAGCGCUGCGCGCUGCCUCGGGGGGCGAGGGGGAGGCGCGCGGAGCGGAGGGCGCGGGGGAGAUGCGCGGAACGGAAGGCGCGGGAAGAGGGGUGGGGUUGGGGGAUGUGCUGGGAGAGGGAGGAGAAAGAGGAGGAGAGAGAGGCACAGAGAGCAAGGGGGGAAGCGUGGAGGGAAGAAACGAGGGGGGUGAGGGUAGAGAAAUGCGAAUAGGGGACAGAGAAAGGGGGGAACGGGGGGAAGGGGAAGGAAGCGGGGAGGGAGGGGAGAAAAGAGAGGGAGGGGUGGGAGGAAAGGAGGGGGGAAGAGAGGGAAGGGAGGGAGGGGAGUGGGGAUGGCGAUGGGUGGACGAAAAGGACGCAUCCUGGCCGCUCUACUCCGCUGCAUCCUGUCCGUUCAUCUUCCCUGGGCAGAACUGCCGAUCCAACGGCCGCAACAACACGAGGUUCGAGCGAUACGCGUGGCGACAGGGGGUGGAGCGGAGUGGGGAAGGCCGGGAGGGCUGGGGGGGAGUGGAGGAAGGGGAGGAGGCGGAGGGGAAGGAGCGAUCGUGGUGUGAUGCGUUGCGGGGCGUGCGGCAUGGGAGCGGGGUUGGAUCUGCCACACCCGUGACACCCAAUGGGAUGAUGACACGUGUGGCGUAUAUAGGGGACAGCAUGAUGCGCAACAUGUUUGAGAGCAUGGCGUGCAUGCUGCAUGCGCACCCCCGCUGCGGCGGCAAUCCUGAGGUGGUGCGCGCGAAUGUGGUGGAGCGGAUCAUCCGAUGGGACACCUGCAACGUUACCCUUGCUAAUCUCAGGAGCAACUUCCUCACGGAGAUCUCAUUCAAGGACCCCACGGACGAGUUCAAGGGCGCCACGCUUCACCUCUCCCGCCCUGACAAGCGGUGGAAGCAGCGGAUCAAGAACUACGACGUGUUUGUGAUCAACUCAGCCCCCACUCCUUUCAGAGUACCGCACUGA